This is a messenger RNA of Linderina pennispora, 598 nucleotides long. RefSeq lists its product as uncharacterized. Gene Ontology annotation, biological process: proteasome assembly. The record is from RefSeq and is a predicted model, not a curated record. Bases 63 to 488 code for a protein of 141 amino acids. Lineage: Eukaryota; Fungi; Kickxellomycota; Kickxellomycetes; Kickxellales; Kickxellaceae. Gene Ontology annotation, cellular component: nucleus; cytoplasm. The transcript is spliced from 2 exons.
AUAUUUGCUGGUUCUUGUCUUUCCCCUCCAAUCCACACAAUUUUCCACAUACCUUUUUUACAAUGUCUGCCUCGUUCAAGUUUGACAACUCCAGCAGCACUACGGCGUCGAGCGUGCUCCCGACAGCGACAGAGUUUGGUUCGACGAACGUGAUCGGCCACGGCCCCAACCGGCGUAUUGAUCAGCAGCUUCAGAAGGCGCACCCGCUGGAGUCGCGUCUGGCGAACUGGGAGAGCUCGCAGCUGAAUAUGAAGCUGCACAUGCAGCGCAGAAUCUACGGCCUGCACGCACCUGUGCGCACCAUGAUGGAGCUCCAGGCAGUCAAGGAUGUGCCGAAUGUGUUUGAGUCGCCGGCCGCCCGCCUGCAGUUUGACAUCCUGAACGGCCGUGACGAGACUAUUGAGAUUGAGGACAUGUACUGCAGCGCGCAUGUUGAGCAGGACCUGGGCGAUGUACACGAGCUGCUGGCACGUCACGUCGAGGCCUAGAUCUUUUGAUUUAAUAUUCAAUAUUAACCACUUGUUCUCCAUUGGCUGAGACGCGGGGUUUUCGAGGCAGAGGCGCGUAGGCAAAAUGCGCAGCCGCCUUUUUUUUUCUU